Molecule: messenger RNA, 1838 nt
Organism: Rhopalosiphum padi (bird cherry-oat aphid)
Lineage: Eukaryota; Metazoa; Arthropoda; Insecta; Hemiptera; Aphididae
Gene: Osi17
Exons: 7
Coding region: 57-1652 (531 amino acids)
Source: RefSeq, a predicted model, not a curated record
CUCGGACGCCGGUUCGGUCAGUGCGAUGCCAACUGUGUUAGCGUUCGCGUUACACGAUGACGACCGUCGUCAAUCAUCAUCUACCUCCGUGGUCCGCCGUCGUUGUUGUGUCGAUCGCCGCGAUCGUCGUCUCGUUGGCGCCGGCGUCCGUGUGUUCGGUGCAGCCGUCCAGCAGCGGCAACGCGCUAUGGGACGAUCUGGUGGGCAAGUGCGACGGUCCCCGGAACACGAUGGACUGUGUGCGCAGCCGGCUGUACAAUUACGUCGAUCACACGUUCGAAUCCGACUUUAACAUCACCGACGGGCUGACGUUCACGAAGAACUCCAACGACUACGAGGCCAUGUGCCCCGGCCAGAACGAGACCACGUCCUACCGGGAAGCCCGAGCGCCCGAAAUGGAAGACGAAGAAGUGGCCGAUGACGGUUGGUCCGACGUCACAGAACAGCUGUACAACAAAGGCGCCAAAUACUUGGCGACCCAUGACUUUGAAGCCACAGUGCCUAGUUUUUUGGGUGGUGGACCGGGUGCUAAACUUCGCCUAUCGCCCAAAAAAAUUUUGCCCGAUGGUGGUAUAAUUCUGCGGAUGGACGUGUUGCCAGCUGCAAGAGACGCCAGAUCACCUAGGUUCAUGCACAAGAUGAUAAAGCAACUGUUCAAAAAGAAACUUAUGUCAAGCGGUAUGGCUUUGAUGUUGAUAAUCAAACUGAUCAAAAUCAAGGUGCUGUUCUUGUUGCCGUUGUUGAUCGGAGCGGGCGCCGCCAAGAAGAUAUUACUGAAAGUUCUGCUGUUCGUGUUCCCGCCGUUGGCUCAUUUGUUCAAGCUCUGUUCGUACUACCACCAUCACGCAUCCAAGUUUUAUCAUUUCCACCAUCACAAGGUUAAACACCACCACCACCACCUCAAGGUACCCGUACCGGUACCCGUGCCCAUCAAACCACCACCAGGUUACCACAGCGAUUACUAUCCAGGCCCCACGUUGGACCAUCCACCGCCACCUGGACCUUACGAUUCGCCAGAGCUUUUGAGCGGCAGUGACUAUUACAACCGUAACGGUAUGGACAUGAACAACGUGGUGUCAGAUCACGCGGACGAGCUCGCCAGUUGGGGUUUGGGCGAGUACGGGGAAGGCACGUCACAGUACGACGCACCCAAAUACUCGUAUUCAUCGUCGCCCGCGCAGUACGAACCGCUCAAAUAUGGCGGUAAUGGUGACGGCGGUAGCAGUGGAGGCGUUGGAGGCGGCGGAGGUCCUCCACCAUCGCCGUACGCCGAGAAAUACGUCAAGAGACUGGACAAUAAUCCCGCCAUGGGCAGACCGCCGCCCGCGCUGCAACAGGUGGCGACGCACGACCCGGUGUACACUCCGGUCGUACAGAAGUUGGACGAGAUAUUCCAUGAAUUGGCCGUGCGCGAAGAACCAUGCAAAGAGAAAUUGGUGUGCAAGAUGUAUGGCGAUCCCGGCAGGUUCAGUCCGCACAGCAAUCUGGUGUCCGCGCAGUUGAGCAGCGAGACGGCCGCGAGUUCUGGCGGAAGAACGAGCGUCAGCGCAGAUGCCGCCAGACUAUGGCGUUACGUGCAAGCGGCCAAGGAAGGCCAAAACGGCGAAGACUGUCGCAUCCUCUAUCAGGCGUGCACCAUGAUCGGACUGUGAUGACGACUGACGAGUGACUCACCGCUAUUGAUUAAUCAAAAAAAAAAUAAUAAAAAAAAAUAAGAACAAUUAGAAAAAAUAUCCAUUUUCUACUUGGUCCAUCGCCGGUACAUGGGGUUUCUCACAGUUUUAGCAGCUAUAAGGCGUUACAAUCCAUUUUUGACAAUAUAUUGAAUUACUUAAUAG